Gamsiella multidivaricata is the source of this 1621-nucleotide messenger RNA. RefSeq lists its product as uncharacterized. The annotation marks the transcript as partial. Lineage: Eukaryota; Fungi; Mortierellomycota; Mortierellomycetes; Mortierellales; Mortierellaceae. The transcript has a single exon. The record is from RefSeq and is a predicted model, not a curated record.
CUCUCGUUCAUAACUCGCGACCUCUUGAUGUCUUUUUUUUCUUGCUCUACUUUCGCUCUCUUCGCAUCUCUCUACCAACACUCAUUUAUCGUGCUCGCAGCCCCCAAACUGCUCCCAUCUUUUGCAAAGUAUUUUAAGCUCAACUCUGCUUGCCACACCAUAUUCCACCUGCGACCCGUUUCUUGAUCCCGUGCGAGUCAAAUUUACCACUCGAUUAUAGACAUUAGCACGGCCUCUCACUGCGCCGUUGAUCCGACGGUGUGCAUUUACGAGAUUCGAUCUGUCACCCAACACAAACGUGCUGUCUCUCCAGUUGUGGCAGUGGCACCUACCGACAACGCCUCCGAAUCCUCCUCAGCUUCUAUUAUGUAUUCGGGAAACAUAUUGAUCAUCUGUGCGGCAGUGCUGGGAUCCCUGCUGUUGAUCGUUGCAUUGAUCCUCUUUUACGUCUGUAUGAAGCGCCGACGCGCUGCCCAUCGGAUUGGUCACUUGCAAGGAUUCUUGCCUACAUUCAUGGAUGAGAAAGCAGCGGACGAGUACUUCAAGAAGCAAGUGACAGCACUGCCCUCGGCAUCGACGUUUGUGCCUCCACCCUCCAGCGUCCAUCAUCGAAUGCGAUCAGAACCGGCUGAUUUUACCAAGGGUGAAUGCGUAGAUCGAACCAACAACAACAAUCGGUCCGAUUCGAGUGAGCAGUUCCAGCAGAUCUUGUUAACUGAGGGCACCUACUCUGAGAGUGACGAUGAGAUCGCCCUCAAGGGAUCACUAUUGAGCGCUUCACGGACCAGAGCCACGACUAUUACGAUACCUACGAUAACGCUGCACCGCAGCGUCAGUUUGAACCACCACCGUAACUUGGGUUACACCAGCCGCUCGGCACCCAUGAAUGAAGAAAGUGCGCAAGAUUCACAAGACACCGAUCCACUUCCAACAUCGGUCAAGAUCCGUUUUGCGGACGGACAGGCUCCCACCAGAUCCUCGAUUUCCAAGCAAUACAGCAGCUCGAACAUGUUCUCUGCCAGCAUGAGCUAUCCCUCUCAUCGCAGAUCGAGUUCCUCAGCCAUGGAAUUCGAUCUUAUACAGUUCUCAUCUUCUUCGACGUCGUUCGAGUCCAAGCGACAUGCCAACCAUCCGCACGCUGUGGAGUCAGAUGAAAGCGAUGAUGAUGAUGACGCUGCCUCUACCGUGUCCUCCGAUGGAUUCGACCAUGACCAUUUGCCCGCGCACCAAAUACACCAAAACUUUGAAGAGCACAGUCCAUAUAUCAGCGAUAAACAAGUGCUGGACGAGGACCAGGAGGUGCUCCGAUAUGCUGUUGCUCAGCAUCCAUCUCUUUCAUUUCGCCAUUCCCAAGGCAUUGCCUAUUCCACUCCGCCCAUGAAUGUGCCAAUUCGAGUGGCACAAGGAAUUGCAUUCAAGGGCAACCCUCCAAUAUUCCCUUCUCGCAGCGGCUGCACGGAACACAUGGUAGCAGGCAUACACCGGAGACGUUGCAGUAGUGAAUAAUCUAGGCAUGUUGACAAACAAUGCCUGUACAAAAUUGUACACUUUACAAAAGUAACAUCCAGUUCAGUAACAUGGUCUCAUGAGCAACCAAAGCUUCUACCGAUGUAUAUACCAG